AGGAAAGGUUCGCGUCAAUAGCAGCUAAGUUAGGUUUACUGCUGUAUGAGGGGGGCGAAUAUUUUCGAGUGUAUCGGGAGGUUGGGGAAAGAAAGUAUUUUUCCAUAAAAAACUAUUGAAAAGAGAAAGGGGGGAAUUUAGUUUUUCUUGAGGAUACAAACCCAUAUUAUUCACACAACGUGUGUUUGGGGUGAAUAUUUGCAGGGUGGUGAAAAGCAAGACGGGUUUUCAGACAUGCUGUAGAGCUGGUCAGUGGACUGGCCGGCCGCUCCUCAGCGCUGAUAACUGACCAGCCGACGUUAUUCGUUGGUUUUCAGUUAUCGUGAGCUUCUCAAAACGGGGGGCAGCUGGCGGAGUGGCCUAACUACGGCCGGCUCUGUUAAACGCGUCGCGCCCCCCUCCAGUUCCCGGAGGCUGCCUUGUGGGUGGUAGUGUGUUUAUGUCCCUGGUUUGUUUCGUGUUAGUCUGAGAGGUGGCCGCGGAAACCGGACCUGAAUCACAACCCGAACUGAGCCGUUUCCUUGCGAGCCUUGCUUUCCCAGGUACCCGCAGUGACGCCUCCCAUCCUCUUUCUGGCCUGCCUCUGUUCCUAUAGUUACUAGUGUGCAAACGGCAAGAAUUUGCUGGACUGGAUAUUGAGGAGUGUGUCCACUCCAGUCCGACUGGCUCCCCUCUGAGUGUGCCUGUGCCUUGUCUAUACCCGGGGAAGGAGGAGGUGCACACCUGAACCCUGGACAUGUCCUCCAUCCUGCCUUUCACCCCACCUGUGGUGAAGCGACUUCUGGGCUGGAAGAAGUCAGCGGGUGGCUCGGGUGGGGGAGCUGGUGGCGGCAGCGGGGGGGGCGAACAGAAUGGCCAGGAGGAGAAGUGGUGUGAGAAGGCGGUGAAGAGCCUAGUGAAGAAGCUGAAGAAGACGGGCCAGCUGGACGAGCUGGAGAAAGCCAUCACCACGCAGAACAGCAACACCAAGUGUGUCACCAUCCCCAGCAAUUGCUCUGAAAUAUGGGGACUGAGUGCACCAAAUACAAUAGAGCAGUGGGAUGCAUCAGGCCUUUUCUGCUACACUGACCAGACCAGGUCUCUGGACGGCCGGCUGCAGGUGUCCCACCGUAAGGGCCUCCCCCAUGUCAUCUACUGCCGCCUGUGGCGCUGGCCCGACCUGCACAGCCACCACGAGCUGCGUGCCGUCGAGGCCUGUCAGUACGCCUUCAACCUCAAGAAGGACGAGGUCUGCGUCAAUCCCUACCACUACCAGCGGGUGGAGACACCAGUGCUCCCGCCGGUCCUGGUGCCGAGGCACACAGAGAUCCUGACGGAGCUACCUCCACUGGACGACUACACUCACUCUAUACCAGAGAACACAAACUUCCCUGCUGGGAUAGAGCCUCCCAACAACUACAUACCAGAAACUCCACCCCCCGGAUACAUCAGUGAGGAUGGGGAGACCAGUGACCAGCAGAUGAACCAAAGCAUGGAGACGGGUUCCCCGGCCGAGCUGUCACCGAGCACGCUUUCGCCUGUCAAUCACGGCAUGGACCUCCAGCCGGUGACGUACUCAGAGCCAGCGUUCUGGUGUUCCAUCGCCUACUACGAGCUGAACCAGCGCGUGGGCGAGACCUUCCACGCCUCGCAGCCGUCGCUGACGGUGGACGGCUUCACGGACCCCUCCAACUCGGAGCGCUUCUGCCUGGGCCUGCUGUCCAACGUCAACCGCAACGCCACGGUGGAGAUGACGCGCAGACACAUAGGCAGGGGAGUCAGACUCUACUACAUUGGCGGAGAGGUGUUUGCCGAGUGCCUGAGCGACAGCGCCAUUUUCGUCCAGAGUCCAAAUUGCAACCAGAGGUACGGCUGGCAUCCAGCGACUGUUUGCAAGAUCCCCCCAGGAUGCAACUUGAAGAUAUUCAACAACCAGGAGUUUGCUGCCCUCCUGGCCCAGUCGGUGAACCAGGGCUUUGAAGCAGUGUACCAGCUCACCAGGAUGUGCACCAUCCGCAUGAGUUUCGUCAAAGGCUGGGGGGCCGAGUACAGGCGACAGACAGUGACCAGCACCCCCUGCUGGAUCGAGCUGCACCUCAACGGACCUUUGCAGUGGCUGGACAAGGUCCUCACUCAGAUGGGCUCCCCUUCUGUCCGCUGUUCCAGUAUGUCAUAACCCCCCUCCAGCCCAGCCCACUCCACCAGGGACGGCAGCCCCCACGAGGAGGCCAGCCUGAAAACGGCAACUUGAAAGAACAAAGACUCGCUACAGCCCCAUGUCUCUCUCUCCCUCCCCCUCUCUCUCUCUCUCACACACUCUCUGGUAUAAAAAGAACAGCACUCACUGUGUUGUCAGCUUUUAUGCACCUUGUUUUCGUUACUCCCCCCUAAAGCUUGUAUAUUAAGUGUUUUAGUGGUAGAACUGAAACAUGUAUCGAUGUAGAACCGUGGCUGGUUGGCAGGACCGGCUUGGGACGGCGCCAGGCGUCCGGGCCUUCUUAGGGUCCAGUUCCUUCCUGCUUUGUGUGGGUGACCUUGUAGUAGCUGAACUCCUGACCUCUCUUUCUGACGGGAAGAACCAGAGCCCAUGUUUUUGAUUUGGUAGUCUUCAUUUUUCCGAGUGGAACCUCAAAUUCUCCACAGUUUUUCCAGUUGUCCACGUAACAGAACGUUAGCUCUUAAACUGGAGGCAUGCAGUUGUUAGCAUGCAGGUUCACUCCCUUAAUCAGACGGGAUAUGAGGCUGCGCAGACCCCUCCCUGUGUGUGGCGCUAUCACCUGACCCUCCCCUGGCUGUCGGGGAGCCUUCCGAAGGGUCACCCCUUAGCUUCCGUUUUCCUUCCUUUCUGUUUUUCCUUUCAGCUACUUUUUGUAUUCUCAUGUAUUUUUAUAUAUAUAUAUAUUUAAAAUCUCUAUAGCUCACUUCCUUUUUAUUAGAAUUUAAUAUUUUUUUAGGCCGCGUCCUAUUUAUUAAGGAACGAAGCUUGAGAAAAGACCCCCUCCCCCAAUGGAUGAAGAGCAAUGGGGUUAUCAGAGGUUCAGCCAAAGUGGCUGGCAGUGUGCACUUGCUCGCAGUGGCGUUUGUAGUCCUCAAGGAGGCGUCUUCCUGUUUGCGAGGCUGUAACCGUGCUGAUUGAGCCAGUCUGCACAGAAUGCCUCCGACCCAAGCCGUUCGUUUUCCUUUGUUCUUGCUGAGGUUCUGUUGCUCUGAUUGUCCCGGGGCGCUUAUGUUAUUGGUUUGAGAACAUUCGGCAGCACACUUGGUGUGUGCGUCUCACUGCGGAGAAGAGAACCCCACACUGAGAGCGCCAUGUGAGAUGGGAAUGCCCCAUCAUCCAGGCCCCUGUGCUGUCCUCGCUGUGACGGUUGCGACUUCUCUCAUCCAUGUACUUGUCAGCUUCUCCCGUCUCCUUCCUUUUAAAUACACACGUGAUUGUACUUCCCAAGUGCAACUAGUGAGUUUGCUUCCCCAAGCAGAGAAGAAAACUGACCUGGCCAGUAUUACAGACGGAGAUCUGGUCACCAAGGCAGGAUGCUCGUCUUGGAGGGUUAGGGUGUGACGAGGGUAGCUAAUAGAACUGAAAGUGGACCAGACACAUGCAUAUAUGUGUAUAUAAUUUUAAUUUUUUUAUCUUUUUGGCAAAGCAUUUAACUGUUAGAGGCCUGUUUUACCGGCUGGGGAGGGACUGGUAGAACAUGUGACCUUUGGAUAAUAAGCUUUUCAGGUGUGUUGCAUAUGCAGACUUCAUAAGUUCACUAAUAAAGGAUCUAAUUCUCAUCA
Brienomyrus brachyistius is the source of this 3759-nucleotide messenger RNA. RefSeq names its product SMAD family member 2 (gene smad2). Gene Ontology annotation, cellular component: heteromeric SMAD protein complex. The coding region runs from base 737 to 2155 and encodes 472 amino acids. Gene Ontology annotation, molecular function: I-SMAD binding; DNA-binding transcription factor activity, RNA polymerase II-specific; RNA polymerase II cis-regulatory region sequence-specific DNA binding. The record is from RefSeq and is a predicted model, not a curated record. NCBI's taxonomy places the organism in Eukaryota, Metazoa, Chordata, Actinopteri, Osteoglossiformes, Mormyridae. Gene Ontology annotation, biological process: transforming growth factor beta receptor signaling pathway; anatomical structure morphogenesis; cell differentiation. The transcript is spliced from 11 exons.